This is a messenger RNA of Dromiciops gliroides (monito del monte), 1353 nucleotides long. It is a transcript of the gene KRTCAP3, whose product is annotated as keratinocyte associated protein 3. Bases 112 to 819 code for a protein of 235 amino acids. The record is from RefSeq and is a predicted model, not a curated record. The transcript is spliced from 5 exons. Lineage: Eukaryota; Metazoa; Chordata; Mammalia; Microbiotheria; Microbiotheriidae.
UGGCUGGGGCUCAGGUAGGGAGAAGGGCAGGACGAGAGUUGAGAGCGCCGGGCGGGGCCGGGCUCAGGUAUACAGGAAGGCGGCCGGGUGGCCCGCGGCGCUCCCAGCAGGAUGUGCCGUGGCCGCCACUGCCGAUUCGAUGCGGCCCGGGGUCCCCGCCGGCUCAUGCGCGCAGGCCUCGCCUUGAUCUUAGUGGGGCACGUGAACUUGUUGGUGGGAGCCGUGCUUCAUGGCACCGUCCUACGGCACGUGGCGAAUCCCAACGGAGGCAUCACUCCCGAGUACACCGUGGCCAACGUCGUUUCCGUGGGCUCGGGCCUUCUGGUGAGCGGGCCGGUUGGGCGGGGCCAGGCUGGGCCCGGCGGGGCGGGCCGGAAUCUCGCGCUCACCUCCGAGCUCUUUGUCUCCCUAGAGCGUGGGCCGCGGGGACUCGUGGCGCUGCUGGCCUCCAGGAACCUCCUCCUGGCCUCGCUGCACUGGGCCUUGGUGGCAGUGUCCCUGCUGAACCUGCUCUUAUCCGCCGCCUGUGCCCUGGGGCUGCUCCUGGCCUUCUCGAUGACCGUGGCCAACGGAGGUCGGCGCCUUCUUGCCCAGUGCUACCAGAGCCUCUCCGAUUCUUUGGCACCCGCUGAACGACUGCCCCUUGACCCCACCCGAAUCUACGAGACUGCUCUGGCUCUUUGGCUCCCGUCGGCGCUCAUGGCUACAGCCGAGGCUACUUUGUCUGGAUAUUGCUGUGGGGCUGCACUAGCCCUUCGGGGGUUCAAGCCCUGUGGGGAGGAAGGACACUGCAACAGCUUCAGAAUUAGAAGAGCCUAAUUCCCUAAAGGGAAAAGGCAGGAAAAUGAACAGCUUUUGGAACGAAGCCAAGAAAUCCAGAAAGCAAGGAAAAUCUGGGUUUAGGGACAGUAAGGAGACAUUAGGAAAAAAUUACUGAAGGGAGCUGAGUCUGGGUAGAAAGUUAACACAUCUAUAACCAGGUGUCACACUUUAGGCUGUUUUGUUUUUUUACCCUGUUACCCCCCAAUUCAGUUUUUGAUUUUUCACCCCACCACCCCUUUACCAAUUUCCCUUUUUCUCCAGCAGUUCCUGUGAUUGAGACGGGGGUGACAAUUUAUCCUAAACCACAGAAAAACUAACCCAGAUUGUGAUGUAUAUAAUUGUAAUAAAGGACGUGCUUUCAACUUCCACUUAUUAAAUGAUUUGUCUUUGGCUGUGUAAGGAUGACUACAGGUGAAAGAAAACAGUGAUCCAGGUUACUUUCAGAACUUUAAUGUAGGAGAACACAGCAACACAGGGCCUUAGUGGUUUCUCUAUCUCUGCCAGUCACUGAAAGGAGAAGCUGGUGCUGGG